Molecule: messenger RNA, 1812 nt
Organism: Fragaria vesca subsp. vesca
Lineage: Eukaryota; Viridiplantae; Streptophyta; Magnoliopsida; Rosales; Rosaceae
Exons: 1
Coding region: 1-1812 (603 amino acids)
Source: RefSeq, a predicted model, not a curated record
AUGAACCCAUCGUUGUCGUCAAAGGCCGGGAAGAAGCCCUCUCCGGCGCCGGCGAAUAAGAAGAAGAAGAAAAAGGAGCAUUGCACUCGGAACCCGUUACAGGAUCUCAAUGCCAUCAGCACCACUAGCAACCACGGCAGCGAGGCUUCGUCUUCAUCUUCAAUCUCCAUCGAAGCCCCACGAGGUUGCCUCAGGUUCUUUCUCUCUCAUUCAUCUUCUUCUAAUUUAAAAACCCCUAUACGCCCCAGGCCUAGAAAUCUCUCCAAAACCCAUGUUUCCAGAAACCCAGAGAAACCAAAACUCAAGACUAGUUCUUCUUGCUUGUAUCACAUGCCUAGUUCUAGGAAUGUCCAAAAGUUGAAAGCUUGUCCAGCUUUGAACUCCAAAGGUUGUUCCUUUGAACUCAAAGGUCAGUCCAAUGAGCUUAAAUCAGGUGCUGGUGAUGGAACUCUUACACCCUCAUGUAAGAAACCUACUGGGUUAGGUUUGGGAUGCAAAGUCGACAGGAAUGUGGAAGAAAAUUCUAACAAAAGUGAUAGUACAACUCCUCCUGUUCAGGCCUCUGUGUCUCCAGAGAUACAACUUGGAUCGUCUGCCGUGUCAUCAGCCUCGCUGGCUUGUUAUGCUGCCGGCCAUGUGCUGUCGGGGAUCACUGACAAGAGGAAGUGCAGGCCUAGGGGAAUUCUCAAUGUAGGAGAGAAUGAUUCAGGCUUUGGGAAAGGGAAGGGUUUGUGCAGUUUUGAGGAAGUGGUGGAGGAUGAGGAUGGAUCUGCCCAAGGAAUGGUUGGAGAUCCUGAUGCUUCUUUGGUGCCCUUACCUACUGAAGCUUCAAUGCAUUGGCUUUUGUCACCAUGUAAUGAGGAAGAUGAGGAUCACAAGGAGCAUUCUGAGACUAGUUUUCAGAAUCCUGAUGUGUCCCCCAAUAACCACUUGGAAAGUAGUACUUGCCGUAGCAGGAGGAACACUUCCAUUUCUCCAGGUGGAGUUCCUAAAUUUCAAGAAUUGUUAGAGCCCUUGAAUGAGCAUGUGCCUGUUUUGUCUUCUCCCCUUUGUAGACCUGGUUGUGAGGCUCUACCCUUGAAAGAUGAAAGACAAUGCACUUAUGAUUUUGAUGUCGGGAAUUCUCCGUUUUCUAUGGCUUCAAUGAGUAGUGGCAAUGUUAUUCUUACACCUCAAUCAGACUCGAGUGCAGAUGGACAUGCUGGCCUGUCACGGUCUAAUACAGACAACCGUAGGAAACACUAUGAGUCUGAACUCAAUUCAGUGGCUGAAGCUAUUCGGAUGGCGAGCUUGUCUCCAAACCGUCAGGUACUGAUUGAGGAUCAGAUUGAUUCAAGUUUCCAAUUUGAUUGUCUGACCACAACUUGUAAUUCGAUCAGUAGAAUACAGGAACUGUUGGAUGAUCAGGCUUCCUGGCAUCCCAACUCCACGUUAGAGUAUGUGUCACAAUCCCAGCUGAGGAUAUCAUGGAGAGAAGGUUUGAUGAGUCGUAUGUAUGACAUGGAUGAAGAUGAUUGCUGCAGAUGUUUAUCAGACGAAGAGGAAGAUAUCAAUGGCUGCAGCAAUGACCUUUCCAUAGAAUCCUGUCAAAGCCCUGAAAUCACUAAUAAUUUUAGGGGAGAUCAGAUUUUUACCGAUACUUCCUGGUCUGCUGAUAUACUGGAUGAUGAACCAGGAGUUACUGCAAAAGUUAUAGAAGACAUUCCUCCUCAAUCAUGUGCCGAAUCCAUAAGUACUGAUGGAGGCGGCCUGCUUGCUUCAAGGGAUUCAGAUUGGAAUCUCUGCUACAAGAAUGAGCUCUUCCAUGUUUAA